AUGUCAACUCAACAACCAGCUGAUGGUCAUGAUCCAAACAGUCAACAGCAAAGCCGUAUAGCCAAGUUCGGCGCCAAAGCGAAUGUUUUCGCCCAGAAGAUUGGAAAGCCUAUCAACAAGUUCUCGAACAAGCUGGGUGCUGAGGCCUUCUUCCCGGCUUCGCUAGACGAAGAAGCCGAUAAGGCGGCACGUAUUCUUCGCAGCUUCUGCAUCGACGGCUUCGAGGCCCCGGAUCCGAAGGAACAUCAUCAUGGCGACCACAGUAAGCAGAAGAAGUCGCUGCAGCACAUUCCACCGGAAGUCAUCCGUGGAGCGAAGGGUCUCGCAAUUUUCACGGUGAUGCGUACCGGACUGCACUGGUCAGGUGCUGGAGGAAGUGGUGUUAUCGUGCAGAAGCUCCCAAACGGCCAAUGGUCUCCCCCUUCUGGCAUCCUGCUGCACACCUUGGGUUGGGGACUGGUCGCAGGCUUGGAUGUGUAUGAUUGCGUGGCCGUUAUCAAUAAUGACAAAGGCAUGGAGGGCUUCACUCGAGCUCGUGCAACCCUUGGUGGCGAAGUUUCGGCUGCCGUUGGACCUCUUGGUGGAGGCAGACAGCUGGACUCUGAAGUCGUCAAGCGACAGUCCCCUGUUUGGACAUACAUGAAGAGCAAAGGCCUUUACGUUGGAGUUCAAAUCGACGGAACUGUGAUCGCUGAGCGAGACCGUGAAAACGAACGAUUUUACGGCAUCAAUGGCCUUCGACAUGCGCGGAUCUUAGCAGGUGAUGUGCAGAUACCGCCAGGUAGCAUGGUGCAGCUGUGGGAGACCUUGCAGGCUGCUGAAGGAGAGUCGCACGAUGCCAACAAGCUUCCUCCGCCAGGCGUCGGUGCGCCGGGAGAUUAUGAUGUCGAGCCGGCGAGCCACGAUAAGAUCCAAGAGCAUGAGAAGCGGUUUGAUCCAAGGGACAGAGUUGAUCAGCAUUAG
Molecule: messenger RNA, 963 nt
Organism: Zasmidium cellare ATCC 36951
Lineage: Eukaryota; Fungi; Ascomycota; Dothideomycetes; Mycosphaerellales; Mycosphaerellaceae
Exons: 2
Coding region: 1-963 (320 amino acids)
Molecular function (GO): phosphatidylinositol binding
Source: RefSeq, a predicted model, not a curated record